Messenger RNA from Oreochromis niloticus (Nile tilapia), 2146 nucleotides. RefSeq names its product metabolism of cobalamin associated C (gene mmachc). NCBI's taxonomy places the organism in Eukaryota, Metazoa, Chordata, Actinopteri, Cichliformes, Cichlidae. The transcript has 5 exons. Gene Ontology annotation, molecular function: demethylase activity; FAD binding; cyanocobalamin reductase (cyanide-eliminating) (NADP+) activity. Gene Ontology annotation, cellular component: cytoplasm. Gene Ontology annotation, biological process: cobalamin metabolic process. Bases 52 to 852 code for a protein of 266 amino acids. The record is from RefSeq and is a predicted model, not a curated record.
GCCAAAGAACACCAUGUCCCACAAUGCAAAGCUCAAUGUUGACACGCAACAAUGGCGGCUUCCGAUGUAAGCGUGGAAAGUGUAAGAGGACUGUUAAACGAGAGGUUAACAAAUCUGGGAUUUGAAGUUUACCCGUUAAAGAUUGGCUGGUACAACUCUGUGCUACCUCCCACCCUGCACCUGUCGUAUCCAGAUGACACCCUGGCUGUGGUGGUGCUCAGCACUCCCGCCAUGUUUGAAGAGGCCUUUCUGCCUUUCCUGGAGCAGAGGUGCUACCAGGGGCUUAAUGACCCCAUAGACCAAUGUGUUAGAAAAUGCAUCACCUCUGCUGUCUCUCAGUGUUUUCCAGGAGAGAAGGUGGAUGUGAGGUACGACUAUGAACUACUGCCCAGCAGGAAGCCCAAGUUCUUGGCCCAGACUGCAGCUCACGUAUCAGGAGCAGCUUUUUACUACCAAAAGGCUGAUGUGACGGAGCAGCCCUGGGCUGAAAAAAAAAUGUUUGGAGUGUGUGUGCAUCCGCGGUUUGGGGGCUGGUUUGCCAUCCGAGCUCUGUUGGUGUUUGGAGAUGUCACGGUGGGCUCUGAGCUGGCGCAGCCUGUUCCUCCUGACUGUGUGCCAUCCAGAGAGGGCAGGAUAAAGCUGCUAGAGGCUUUUAACUUUCGCUGGCAGGAUUGGAGCUACCGUGACAUUAUCAGUCCAAUCCAGACCUACUCUCAGAAACAGAGGGACUAUUUCUCCACCCCGCCUGCUAAGCGUUUGGCUCUGCUCAGGGCUUGGGGCUAUCUGCCAAGUGACAAUAAUCAACCUGAGCCCACCUCGGACACACAGAGUCAAGAAAUUGGACAUGGGUGAAUUGUGGAAGCACCGCCUGUCCUUUCUGAAUGCACACCUCUGCUGUAUUUCCAGAAUUUAAAUUAAGUCUUGGUUGAAGACCCUUUAAUCAAACAGCUUCUUAUUGAGACCAAAGCUGGGAUUUUAAUUUAAGCUCGACUUUUUGGUGGAAGCUUCUUUUUCAGGGUUGAAUAUGUGUUUGAUUCUUUGUUUUGUUUUUUUCUUGAAAGUUUAACACUACUGAAAAUAUCAGUAACAUAUCAGGUUCCUCUUUCUCUUGUAUUAUUAGGUAAUAGCUGAUAUUAUUGAGUGGAUUUUUGCUGAGUAGUAUUCUGUUCAGGAAAGCAGAAUUUACCGUCUGAUGUGCUUUUGCAAAGUAAUGCACUUUAGUUUUUGUUGUGUCCUAUCGGAAAAUAGAGAAUGUGAGUGUCCAAGUAGCAACAGGAAGGUUUUGCUUCACAUUUUGAAUGACUCGAGUUCAAACUUGAGUUAAGCCAUGUGUCAUCAGCAUGUUUAAUCUGCAUGCAAGUGCCUUGAUUAAAAAAACACUAUUGUUUUUCUGUAAAAUGUUUUUAUUUGAUUUAACAGUGAAAAAAUGAAAGUUGAGACUAAAUAGCAACAUUAGUUUGUUUGUGAGCAGAAUGACUCAAAGAGUUGCUUGAAUAUUACUUUUUUUUGUCCAGAGAUCAGACUUAACCCAACAAACUGAGAAAUAUCUGAAGGAUUCUUUAACAAUGCUAGUUCUUGUGUUAUGUCUUUCUCUAUGUUCUUUUCAUGCUUGCGUGGAUUCUCUGUGGAUACUAAAGCCUCCUCUCACAGUCCAAAGAGAUGCACGGGGUUAGUGUAAUGGAACUCUAAACUGGCCCUAGGUGUGAAUGUGAGCAUGAAUGGUUGUCUGUCUCUGUUUUAGCCGUGUGACAAACUGGUGAUGUCAGCUGGGAUAGUCACCAGCCUCACACGACCCUGAACUCUGAAUUGCAUAAGCAGAAGACAACGUAUUGAUGAUAUAUGACAAUAUAUUCCUUCUGGAUCCAAGAAGGAUGUAAACAUGUAUAUAUGCCAUCCAUGCAUGCAGUCUUUGUGCAGGGCUUUGAGAAAAAUAUUGAUCACAUCUGUAGUUUUUUCCAGAGCAAUGUACUUGUUGGAGCGUGUUUCUUUAAUAACCAGAACAAUCAGUCAUUCUUUGAAUUAUUUGAGGUUUAUAGUUCAAACUGAAUGAACCUACCUGCAGAAAAUCAACGAUGAAUAUUGCAGCACAAAGUCCGAAAUUAUUAUUUUGUUAAAACAAACAAAGAAAAAAAAAUCCAUCCAGUCA